Molecule: messenger RNA, 1038 nt
Organism: Mesitornis unicolor (brown roatelo)
Lineage: Eukaryota; Metazoa; Chordata; Aves; Mesitornithiformes; Mesitornithidae
Gene: CCDC148
Product: coiled-coil domain containing 148
Exons: 7
Source: RefSeq, a predicted model, not a curated record
GGGCUGAUUGUUUUGCAUUUCUGUAGGAGCACUGAGUGGAAGGAAGAAGAUCAGUGGGUUUUUGAAGCUGUUCUCCGUCAGUACCCACGGGAUCUUCCCAGGAGAAGGACUUUGUACCUGGAUGCGCUGCAGAGGUACCUUCCUCACAAGUCUAGGCACGAUCUGGUUGCUCAUGAGGAGGCUUGGAGUCGUCACAACUUCAUCAGGAGCCAGCACAGAGUCCUGAUGUUACAUUGGGCUGAAGCCAGGAAGGGUUUUUUACUGAGGGCAGCGGCGGCGGUGGCCGAGGCCUCUGCAGCCCACGAGGCAGAAGUGGCGCUGGCUGAGAGCAGGCAAAGGCAGCAGCAGAUCUGUGCUGACCUGAAAGCCAAGGUUCUGCAAUGGCGAGCGCGGCAGGAGGAGGCUGCGCAACUGGAGGCUGCUGUGGCUGCCAGGAGAAAGGAGCAGGAGGAUGAGGCAGAGAGGCUGCAGAAAGAGCAGGAAACGAUCCGCAGAGCUCAGCAAAAGGAGAAGGUGAAGAAGUACUGGGCUGAGAAGCAGCUCAAGCGGCGAGAACAGGAAGAGAAGGAUCUGCGGCGUCUGGAGGAAUUAAGGAAAUUAAUGGCUGAGCAAGCAGUUAAAGACAGAGAAAGGGUGAAGUUCAGGCAGGAGCUCCUGGAUCAGCGGAUGCUGCAGAGGAGGGAAGCGGCAAUUCGGGAAGCACAGGAGAAGGAGGAAAGGGAGCAGAGCCUGCGAGCGCUGUGCCAGCAGGUUGCCGUUGUUGCGAGGUCGGACCCAGCCAGAGUAGUGGCCGAUACGGUGGCGUCCAAAGCUCGGAUGGGCAUUGGAGCCAAGAAGGAGUUCGAUCUCCUGAAGCCCCUGUUUAAGUUGCACACGUACAAUGAGCAGCAGAUCGUCUCUGACCCCAGACUUCGUGUUGAGUUGGCCCUUCGGGAAGCUGGGCUUCACAAGAGCCGCUAUGCAAAAGAGAUUUUACCAAUGAUCCCUCCGCCGAAGCUCCCGAGAAGAGACAUGGAGUCCACGGCGCUGAGGAUGUAG